Molecule: messenger RNA, 2282 nt
Organism: Spinacia oleracea (spinach)
Lineage: Eukaryota; Viridiplantae; Streptophyta; Magnoliopsida; Caryophyllales; Amaranthaceae
Product: dihydrolipoyl dehydrogenase 1, chloroplastic
Exons: 15
Coding region: 166-1863 (565 amino acids)
Biological process (GO): 2-oxoglutarate metabolic process; pyruvate metabolic process
Cellular component (GO): oxoglutarate dehydrogenase complex; mitochondrion
Molecular function (GO): flavin adenine dinucleotide binding; dihydrolipoyl dehydrogenase (NADH) activity
Source: RefSeq, a predicted model, not a curated record
GAUAAAAGACUUCGUCAAUAUCAUAGUAGAGACAGUAGAGGAGGUAGUUUAUCUGCCACUCUUUGAUAUCUCCGCCAUCAAAACCUUAAUUCUAACGGCCUUCUUCUCCAAAACCCCCUCACAAAAAAUCACUCGCAAUUUUCGAUCUAUUUCUUCACAAUCAAAAUGCAGUCGUCUCUAUCUCUUCAAUCAUCUUCCCCAAUCUCAACCAGAUCAAGUCACACCUUCGAUUUCCCCUCAGUUUCAGCUAAACCUCUCAAUCUCAAUGUCAAUCUUCGAUUCUGUGGACUCCGGAAGGAAGCUCUGAGUUUCUCCGUCAACUCGCGCCGGGUUCAGCUGCCGUGUCGCCGAGUUCCGAGUUCUAUCUCCGCGGCUUUGUCCACCAAUGGCAGCUCUCCUAAGACCUUUGAUUAUGAUCUCCUUAUUAUUGGUGCUGGUGUUGGUGGCCAUGGCGCCGCUCUCCACGCCGUCGAGAAGGGUCUUAAAACUGCGAUCAUUGAAGGAGAUGUGAUGGGAGGAACUUGUGUGAACAGAGGUUGUGUCCCUUCUAAAGCACUGCUGGCUGUGAGUGGGAGGAUGCGUGAGCUUCAAAAUGAACAACACUUGAAAUCCUUUGGAAUACAGGUUGGAGCUGCUAAUUAUGAUAGACAAGGAGUAGCUGAUCAUGCGAGCAAUCUCGCUUCAAAAAUUCGUGGUAAUUUGACUAAUUCACUUAAAGCACUUGGCGUGGAUAUAUUGACAGGCUUUGGUACAAUUCUGGGCCCGCAAAAAGUACAAUUUGGUAAAGAUAACAUUGUUACUGCAAAGGAUAUAAUCAUUGCAACUGGUUCAGUUCCUUUUGUUCCUAGAGGCAUCGAAGUUGAUGGAAAGACUGUUAUUACCAGUGACCAUGCACUAAAAUUAGAGUCUGUGCCCGACUGGAUAGCAAUUGUGGGGAGUGGCUACAUUGGUCUUGAGUUCAGUGAUGUCUAUACAGCCCUUGGAAGCGAGGUCACAUUCAUAGAAGCUCUAGAUCAGCUUAUGCCUGGAUUUGACCCAGAGGUUUCCAAAUUGGCCCAAAGAAUACUGAUUAAUCCAAGAAAAAUUGAUUAUCAUACCGGAGUUUUUGCAACUAAGAUCACUCCGGCAAAGGAUGGCAAACCAGUCACUAUAGAGCUUACUGAUGCCAAGACCAAGGAACACAAGGAUACUUUGGAGGUUGAUGCUGCACUGAUUGCAACUGGAAGAGCACCAUACACCCAGGGUCUUGGUUUAGAAAGCAUCAAUGUUGUUACUCAAAGAGGUUUUGUUCCUGUUGAUGACCGCAUGCGAGUUAUUGAUGCAAAUGGCAAGCUAGUACCUAACUUGUAUUGCAUUGGUGAUGCUAAUGGUAAAAUGAUGUUGGCUCAUGCAGCUAGUGCUCAAGGAAUCUCAGUUGUUGAACAAGUCACUGGAAGAGAUCAUGUUCUCAAUCAUUUAAGUAUUCCAGCUGCAUGUUUCACUCAUCCUGAGAUUAGCAUGGUUGGAUUAACGGAGCCCCAAGCAAGGGAGAAAGCUGAAAAGGAGGGAUUUCCAGUAAGUGUCGCAAAGACUAGUUUCAAAGCCAACUCAAAGGCACUGGCAGAAAAUGAAGCAGAAGGAAUUGCUAAGUUGAUAUACAGACCUGACAAUGGGGAGAUCCUUGGAGUUCAUAUAUUUGGAUUGCAUGCAGCAGACCUCAUUCAUGAAGCAUCCAAUGCAAUCGCAAUGGGCACCCCUAUACAGGACUUAAAGCUUGCAGUUCAUGCACACCCAACACUGUCUGAAGUACUAGAUGAGCUAUAUAAAGCAGCUAAGGUUAAUGUUCAAGUUUCUAGUCCAGUAAAAGAGCCCGUUGCAGUCUAAAGCUGUGACAGUAGUAUUCUGCCAUAGAAUUUUGAAGACAUUUAAUUGCAUGAGAAGAUUGAGAACUGUUGAAAGAAUGUACCCAAUCUUGAUUGACAGCUUUCCACUCCAGCAGUAUGGCAAUGAAAACAGCCUUCCAGGCUCCAGCAGUAUGGUUGCAAGUUUCUGCGUGUGGUUAGAUCAGGGGUUUCAGUUUACUCAAUCUCUUGCAAUAAUACUUGCAUUCAAACUAGUUUUGAGCUCGUAAGGAAAUUCAUAGAUACUUUAUGCUUCAGGAUAUAGCUUUGCAUGUUGUAAAAUGGGUGAUUAAAUAUCAUCGAAAAGUUUAGUUCAUCUUUUUUGUAACAAAAGCUUUCAUAGGUCACGUGUGCAACAGGUUAAUGUUUCGCUUCUGAUAUUUACAUUUCAUUUUUAUUUUA